Molecule: messenger RNA, 4329 nt
Organism: Linnemannia hyalina
Lineage: Eukaryota; Fungi; Mortierellomycota; Mortierellomycetes; Mortierellales; Mortierellaceae
Source: the annotation of a GenBank genome assembly
AUGAACACUUCCACUAAAGCAACAACCACGGGCGACCCUAUCAAAGAUUGGAUCGACAACAUGAUGGCCGAUGGCGAGUUCGCAAUCUGCCUCGGUUUGCCAGCAUUGACCCUCUUUGGCGGGUACUUGUACCGCUGCUGGUGGCUCCGGACUCAUCGCCAUCCUCACCUCUAUGGACGGACUACGUGGAUCUAUUGGCCGACGCAGGCCUUGCUUGCUGCUGGGUGUGCGUCGCUUUUGAUGCUUUUGAGGACUCUUCUGAAGUCUCCUUAUGACUCUAACGGCCUCUUGAUGUCUGUCUGGGCUUUGCUUCUUCUUUCGUUCACGGCGAUCGAGUUGAACAAGAGGGAACACAAGUACGAGAUCCGAUCGUCAGACGCUCUCUUCGUCGCAUAUGUCACCACCCUCUUAACCAGCACCCUCUCCCUCUACAUCCUCCACACCGACUCUUCACACAACAACGACAACGGAGCCUCCAUCCGCUACCUCGGUGGAUUCACCAUCUCCUUCGCCCUAGCCUUUGUCGUCGAAGCGGCGCCCCGGUCCAACACCUCCGCCCAGAUUGAGAGCAGGAAACGCGAGAACUUGUCCGCCUUUGAUCAGGCCAACCUCUGCUCCCGAAGGGCCUUCCAUUUCAUCCAGGAUGUUGUCUCUGCGGGUGCCAAGCGAACACUGGUCGCUGAGGAUAUUGAGAAUACCAUCUCCAAGGGCCUCUUGACCCAUGAGAGCUACGAGACUGUCUCUGUGGCCUGGGACCGAGAAGUUCAGAAAGCUAAGGCUGCUAACAGACAACCUUCAUUGACGCGGGCAGCCGCUGCGGCUAUCGGAUUCUACCCAACUGUCCUUUUUGGAGACUUGCUCCAGUUCUUUGUCGACUACCAUGACGCCCCCAAGGAAGGACGCGAACCCACGAUCGCCUACGGACUCACCAUCGCCACGGGCAUGCUCUCGGCAUCCCUCGCAUACUCGAUCCUGAUGGCCCAGAGUUUCCAUGGUUUCUACGAGAUGGGGAAUCAACUGCGUGCGGGAACAGUGGCGAUGAUCUACCGCAAGUCGCUUCGUCUCUCCCCUCAGGCGCGCCAGAAAUCGACCCUGGGCGAGAUCACCAACCAUAUGGCGGUCGAUGCCGAGAAAUGGAUCAAUUGUGCGCUCUUCAUGCCGUUCUUGAUCCUGGUUCCCAUUGAGCUGGUCAUGGGUAGGUAUUUGCUUUACAAGACUCUGGCGUGGUCGCUUUUGGAGGGUCUAGUGGUAUUUGGUUUUAUUACGCCGCUUCAGGGCAAGAUGGCGGCGUUUAUGAGCGAGUUCGAAGACGAGAAGUUGGAGAAGAUGGAUGCCCGUUUGAGGGUCAUGACUGAGAUCUUGGAGGACGCGUUCCACAAGAAGGUUGACGAAAAACGAGGCGAAGAACUCCACGCCGAAAAGAUGCUCGCCACUAUCCGAUCCAUCCUCACAAUCGUCUACUCCUCCGUCACCCUCCUCAUGUCCCUCGCCACUUUCGGCGUUUACGCUACAUACGGCGGGCCCGAUUUUACACCCGGCAAGAUGACUUCUCAAGUCGUCUUUGUUGGAAUCGCCCUUUUCGCAAGGUUGAACCAGCCCCUGGGGAUGAUUUCACAUACGAUCUCGCAGUCGAUUUCGGUGAUGGUUGAGUCCUCGACCGGUGCGAUCGAUAUCGAGAACGGAACUUUUGCAUGGGAGCAGAAGGUUCUACCUGCCGCUGCCGCUGCCGCUUUAUCUGACGCUGAAGGAGAACGCCAACCGCUAUUGUCAGGAUCCAAGCCUUCGCCCUUCUCUUCGGCACCCGCAACACCCGGCCGCCCAACACUCGCCAACAUCAACAUCCAGAUCUCCGAGGGACACCUCACCGCCGUCGUCGGCCGCAUUGGACAGGGCAAAUCUUCUCUCCUCAGUGCGCUCAUGGGCGAGAUGUACAAGACGCAAGGCACUGUCAAGGUCUAUGGCGAUCUGGCCUACGUCCCCCAACAGCCCUGGAUCCUCAACGCGACUGUCCAGGAGAAUAUUACCUUCGUCAAGCAGCUCGACCAAGACCACUACGACCGGAUCGUGUUUGCGUCCGGCCUGAAACCUGACCUCGAUAUGCUCCCAGCUGGUGACCAGACCGAGAUCGGAGAGCGCGGGAUUAACCUGUCCGGCGGCCAGAAGCAACUCGUCUCGCUUGCGUGUGCGGCGUACCAGGAUGCGGAUAUCUACCUCCUCGACGACCCAUUGAGUGCGGUAGAUGCACAUGUGGACCAGUACUUGUGGCAGCACCUGCUCGGACCUGAGGGACUGCUUAAGGAUAAAACGCGCAUUUUGGUGACACACGGGAUCCAUCAGCUUGAGGAAGUUGAUCAGAUUGUGGUGUUGAAGGAUGGAAUGGUCUCGGAGAUAGGAGAUUACCGGCAUUUGAAUCAGGAGAGGGGGGCGUUCUAUCAGUUGAUGAAGGAAUAUUCUGUCGCGCACAAGUCUUCGUCUUCAUCGAGCAGGAAGCACCACGACAAGAAUGCGACGGCGGUUGAGGCUGAUGUGGAUAGUGAACGGAACACGAUCGUUGGAGACGAUUCUCGGCUGGACGGUGGCGACACGGAUGACAAGAGGAAGGAUGACGAUGAUAAGAAGAAUGGAGAGUUGAUUGCGGAGGAAACUAUGGUUGACGGAAAAGUCAGCUGGAAGGUCGCCAAGGCCUAUGCCCGCGCCGACCCACGGUCCAAUCCCACCACCACCUUACCAGCGCACCCAACAUCCUACUACCUUUACGGCUACGGGACCCUCAUCCUCGCCUUCGUCAUCAUGGACGUCCUAGUCAACUACAGCGCAGAAGUCAUCUGCGGCAUCCGGGCCUCUCGCACGAUCCACAGUACCCUCCUCACCUGGGUUCUCCGUCUUCCCAUGUCCUUCUUUGAUACCACCAUGGGCCGGAUCAUCAACCGGUUCUCGUCUGACAUGGCGGCGAUUGAUUCGCAGUUGCCCCAGGGGUGUAGUGGUCUUUUAUCGUUUUUGGCGAUGAUUGGGGGUAGUUUGCUUCUGAUUGCGUAUUCGACACCGACGUUUUUGUUGACACUCCCGGUGUUGUUCGUGGCGUAUGUGGUUGUGCAGGAUUAUUUUAUAAAGACUUCUGCGGUGUUGAAGAGGCUGUUUAGUGUGGCCCAGAGUCCGUUGUAUCAGCAUUUCUCGGAGACGCUGGCGGGGGUUUCGACGAUCAGGGCUAUGGCCGGGCAGACGUCGAGGUUAAUCCUUGAGAACGAAGCAAAGACGGAUGUGACGGUGAACAGGACAAAUGUGAUUCAGCUGGUCAAUCGGUGGUUGCAGAUUCGAGUGGAGCUUAUGGGUGGGUUGAUUCUCUUCUCGGCCGCUGCACUGGCGAUCUUGAACGCUGACAAUCUGGAUCCUUCGUUGGUCGGGCUCGCGUCGACGUAUGCGCUGAGUAUGGUCUCGAUCAUCAAUGCCCUCGUCCGAACCGUCAGCGAGGUCCAAAACCAGUUGGUAUCUGUCGAACGUAUCAUGGAGUACUCUGAGAAACCCACCGAGGCCCCCGUUGUCACCGGUGUCCAACUGCCCAAGAACUGGCCCCAGCACGGUCGAGUCGUUUUCAAGAACUACUCGGCACGCGACCGCGAGGGUCUGGAUCUAGUCGUCAAGGAUAUCUCGUUCGCCGUCGAACCUGCAGAGAAGGUCGGAAUCGUCGGUCGUACUGUAGCUGGCAAACCACCCCUCACCCUGGCACUCUUCCGGAUCAUCGAAGCUGCAGACAGCUACUGGGCCCCGGCAAGCGACCCCUCCGCAGAACCCACCUCCCCCCUGGAAUCCACAAUGUUCGCCUCCGACUCUGGCGGAUCCAUCGAAAUCGACGGAAUCGACUUCUCAACCCUGGGCCUGCGCGACCUCCACCAACACCUCGCCAUCAUCCCUCAGGACCCAACCCUCUUUGCAGGCACCCUCCGCAAGAACCUCGACCCCUUCUCCACCCUCCCCCACGCCUCCCUCUGGCAAGCCCUCGAGCGCGCCCACUUAAACCCCUUCAUCUCCACCCUCCCCGGCGGGCUAUCCUUUGAAGUCCUCCCCAACGGCGAGAACUUCUCUGUCGGCCAAAGAUCCCUCAUCUGCCUCGCCCGCGCCCUCCUCCGUCAGACAAAAGUCCUAAUCCUCGAUGAAGCGACAGCAGCGGUGGAUGUAGAGACGGACGACUUGAUCCAAAAGGCGAUCUGGAAGGAGUUUGCGGAUAGGACGAUCUUGACGAUUGCGCAUCGGAUCAAGACAGUAAUGGAUUCAGACAAGAUCUUGGUAUUGGAGAAGGGGAAGGUGAAGGAGUUUGCGGCGCCAAAGAAGUGA